This is a messenger RNA of Condylostylus longicornis, 1040 nucleotides long. It is a transcript of the gene RPA2, whose product is annotated as replication protein A 32 kDa subunit. Bases 236 to 970 code for a protein of 244 amino acids. Gene Ontology annotation, molecular function: DNA binding. Lineage: Eukaryota; Metazoa; Arthropoda; Insecta; Diptera; Dolichopodidae. The transcript is spliced from 5 exons. The record is from RefSeq and is a predicted model, not a curated record. Gene Ontology annotation, biological process: double-strand break repair via homologous recombination; DNA replication; nucleotide-excision repair. Gene Ontology annotation, cellular component: chromosome, telomeric region; nucleus; site of double-strand break.
GUGAAAAAUUUAUGAAAAUAAAUCGAUAAAAAUCGACUUGCACAUCAGAAUUUUAAAUAUCGUCAAAAGCUCAUAAUAUAUAUCGAUAUUUCGAUAUUUCAAUAUUUUAAUCUCCAUCAGGAGGAAUUCAAAACAAAAACUUGCAAAAUUUUGGCGGCGUUAUUUGUUAAAUUGUUUUUCUUUAAUUUGUGAUAUAGUUAUCAAUUUAUUCUAAUUGAUUUUAACACCUUUAAAAAUGGAUGAUACUUUCGGAGGGGAUAAUUUUAAUUCCACCGCUGGUCCCAGCGCCGAAGCAACAUCUGAAAAGAAAGCUGAGGGGGUAUGCCCUGUUUUUAUAAAACAAAUUCUUCAAGCCGGGGAAGGUAAUUUUGAAAUGUUCGGAAUGGCUUUUGCAAUGGUAACAACAGUAGCAAUCGUUAGAAACAUUGAAACCUCUUCUACAAAAAUUACUUAUACCUUAGAGGAUCACAGUGGUAGGAUUGAUGCCCACUACUGGCUAGAAGACGGUGACACCAUCAAAUCACCAGAUGUCAUGGUGAAUAAUUACGCCAGAGUCUUUGCAUCAAUUAGACAGCAUAGCGGAACAAAAACUCUCAUGGUUUUCAAAUUAGUAACCGUAAACGACAUAAACGAAUUAACAAACCACAUGCUUGAAGUUCUAAAUGCUCGAUAUAAAACAGAAGAAUUUUCAAAGAAAGGGUACAAUGAUAACACUAAUGAAUUCAAUGGAGGAGCGCUAAACAAUGCAAAUGCAUUUGGUAGUGAAGCAAAUAACGGAUUAGAUAGCAAACAUUCAGCAGUACUUGAUGUAAUUAGAAACUACACAGAUGCAGAUGGUAUUAGUAGAAAUGAGCUUGAAAAGAGAUUUAGGCAUGUCAAUAAGAAUGAAAUAACAUCGAUGCUGGAUUUUAUGAUCAACGAAGGUCACAUAUACACUACAAUUGAUGCCGAUCAUUUUCAAGCAGUUUAAUUAUUACUAUUUGUUUUAAAAUCUGUUUAUUCUUAAAAAUAAUUUGAAUAUAAUUGUUUUAAAUUUUCAA